Messenger RNA from Sesamum indicum (sesame), 1233 nucleotides. Its product is annotated as NAD(P)-binding Rossmann-fold superfamily protein. Gene Ontology annotation, cellular component: chloroplast. The record is from RefSeq and is a predicted model, not a curated record. Gene Ontology annotation, molecular function: oxidoreductase activity. NCBI's taxonomy places the organism in Eukaryota, Viridiplantae, Streptophyta, Magnoliopsida, Lamiales, Pedaliaceae.
CUAACAAGAUUUUCGCAGUUAUCGCGAAUUCAUUUUCCGUCGACCGCCGGAUUGGCAGAAAUUCGUCCCAGUAAAGUGUGGCUGCCAUGACACGUGUCCCCUUCACGGCGUCAUGUUCAGCUUCUACCCAUAAACAUUGUUUAGUCAACAGAUUAAAUAUUGGUACUACUAUACUUCCGGAAUUUUCCACUUCUUUAGCGUUCCCAUUUUUCCCUCUCAAGAAAGGUAGAAGCUUUAGGCGAAUUUCUGUGGUCGCGAUGUCUGAUUUGAGCAAAAGCACUGUUCUUGUUACUGGUGCUGGUGGUAGGACUGGCCAAAUUGUUUACAAGAAACUGAAGGAGAGGUCGGACCAGUAUAUUGCCAGAGGUUUGGUAAGAACUCAGGAGAGCAAGGAAAAAAUUGGUGGGGAAAAUGAUGUUUACAUCGGGGAUAUACGGAACGUUGAAAACAUUACUCCAGCAAUUCAAGGUAUCGAUGCCCUUAUAAUACUUACAAGUGCUGUGCCAAAGAUGAAACCAGGGUUUGACCCAACUAAAGGUGGAAGACCUGAAUUCUAUUUUGAAGAUGGAGCAUUUCCUGAACAGGUUGACUGGAUUGGUCAAAAGAACCAAAUAGACGUUGCCAAAGCUGCUGGAGUGAAGCAAAUUGUGUUGGUUGGAUCAAUGGGAGGAACAAAUCCCAAUCACCCCUUAAAUAGCUUGGGAAAUGGAAAUAUCUUGAUUUGGAAAAGAAAGGCCGAACAAUACUUGGCUGACUCAGGGAUCCCCUACACCAUAAUUAGGGCUGGUGGCUUGCAAGAUAAAGAAGGUGGUGUAAGAGAGCUACUUGUAGGAAAGGAUGAUGAACUUCUUCAGACAGAAACACGCACAAUCGCAAGGGCUGAUGUUGCAGAAGUCUGCAUUCAGGCACUAAACUUUGAGGAGGCAAAAUUUAAAGCAUUUGAUCUCGCCUCAAAGCCUGAAGGAACUGGCACACCGACCAAAGAUUUCAAGGCUCUGUUUUCCCAAAUCACUACCCGCUUCUGAUUAAUACGCCGCCACGAUAUCUAGUGCUGCAUGUAAUGACUACUGUGGAAAAAGAUUCUUAUCUUUUUUCCCGCAUGGCUUGAGUGAACAUCGAUGCAUUAUUAAUAUCAGGCAUUUUCUGAUGUAGAGACCAUUCUUCCAAUAUUAUGUAAAAUUGUAACAUUUGACAGCAAUAAAAUGCCUGAAAGAUUUAUAUACUUUCUGUUGA